This is a messenger RNA of Chara braunii, 1637 nucleotides long. The record is from the annotation of a GenBank genome assembly. NCBI's taxonomy places the organism in Eukaryota, Viridiplantae, Streptophyta, Charophyceae, Charales, Characeae.
GAGCUCUCUGGCACGGGCUGGCAUUCGCUGCAUUCGUCAGUGAGAAUGAGACUUACUAAAAUAUCUGCUUCUAUGUUUGACAUCCGUGCUAAGAAUUAUUAUGAUCUCCUCCAGGUCCCGAAGCAUGCCAAUGAAGCACAAAUAAAACGAGCAUACCACAAGCUUGCGCUUAAGUAUCAUCCUGACAAAAAUCCAGGCAAUGAGGAAGCCAAGAAGAAGUUCCAGGAGAUAAGCAGUGCGUAUGAGGUCUUGUCGGACACAGAGAAACGGCAAAUUUACGAUCAGUAUGGAGAAGAAGGGGUUAAGCAACACAAUGCGGGUGGAGGACGAGGGGGCGCAGGAGGGUUCAAUGAUAUUUUCUCACAGUUUUUCGGUGGUUCUGGAUUCCGGGUCAGUUUUGGUGGCGAUGAGGAAGAGGAAGAAAAGACACCGAAAGGAGACGAUGUUGUUGUAGAGCUUCAGGCAACUUUAGAAGAUAUUUACAUGGGGCAAACCUUCAAGAUGUACAGAGAUAAAAAUGUGAUAAAACCGGCGCCAGGGAAGCGGAAAUGUAACUGCAAGAACAAAAUGGUGACAAGGCAAAUCGGACCUGGCAUGUACCAGCAAUUCACCCAGCAGGUCUGUGAAGACUGCCCGAACGUCAAGUAUGAGAGGGAGGGAAGUCCAGUUACGGUGGAUGUGGAGAAGGGCAUGAAGGAUGGUCAGGAGAUCACGUUUUUCGAAGAAGGAGAGCCUAUCAUUGAUGGAGAGCCUGGCGAUCUCAAGUUCGUUAUCAAGACGAUCCCACACGAGAAAUUUGUUCGGCAGGGCGAUGACUUACAUGUCACAGUUCGCAUACCGCUAGUUGAUGCGCUGGUAGGAUUUGAAAAGAAGAUUCCCCAUCUUGAUGGGCAUAUGGUCAGCAUCGGCACAAAGGGUGUAACCAAGCCUGGAGAAGUGAGGCAGUUUGCAAAGGAAGGCAUGCCCGUUUAUGAGAGCGACAAGAAGGGGGCUUUAUUUGUCAAGUUCGAGAUCGAUUUUCCGGAAACAUUAACAGAGGCCCAAAAAGGGGUCAUCAGGACCACAUUUGGAAGCGCUACGAGUUAAUUCAGUUCAGUACAGCCUCGAGCGGAGAGAAGAGAGUGGACGAGGGUUGAAUCGGUCGAUUUGCUUUUUUUUUUUUUUCUUUUUUUUUUUCCUGUUUAUUUUCUUGGCCAUUGGAGCAUCAGCAAUUUGGCCCAUUCAUAUCUCUAGGAAUCGAAAUGCACCCUUGUUGCAGGUGCGGUGCAUCCGGAUGCUUUUCGAGUUGACCUUGAAAUGCCGGCUCUGUGCGAGUUGAGAUGCUGCAGAGUGCCUUUACAUAAGGAGAUUCGCUAGGCAAGAAGGCAGGCGGCGGGUAUCGAGAGAGGAGUUCUGUGGGGUGGGGUGGGGKGGGGGGGGGGGGGGGGGGGGGGGGGGGGGGGGGGGGGGGGGGGGGGGGGGGGGGGGGGGGGGCGUCUGGGUAAGUGUUGCAGGAUCGAGACCAAGUUUGGGUUUUGUUAUUCUUGUCGAAAAUGGCUUUAAAAGGCCACAGUCUUGGAUUUCGUGGAGUUCGACGUGCUUUCUUUCUUGCUUUGUGCGAGGCGUCCAUGGGCGUGUAAUGAAUGUCCCAUACCUUU